Messenger RNA from Cladophialophora immunda, 2251 nucleotides. Its product is annotated as L-ascorbate oxidase. The record is from RefSeq and is a predicted model, not a curated record. The coding region runs from base 278 to 2218 and encodes 646 amino acids. NCBI's taxonomy places the organism in Eukaryota, Fungi, Ascomycota, Eurotiomycetes, Chaetothyriales, Herpotrichiellaceae. The transcript has 2 exons. Gene Ontology annotation, molecular function: copper ion binding; oxidoreductase activity.
UGGUGAGCCCCUGGAUGCAGUGCUCUAUCUGUUCACCACACCGGAUAACGACAGGAUAUAUCAGUUACAAGACCAGGCCAAUUCAAAUUCUCAACCAGCGCUGACGUACCUGCGCCGCGUGGUCCGGAAAGAGGACUUUGUUGCGAGACUCAAAGAAGAUGGCUCGCUGCCCCGGGUCUAGACUUCAACGCUUCUAAGAUGAGGUUUUAAAUGGAUUCCACCCCCCUGUGUUAAGUUCAAAGUCUCCCUUCAUCACUGCAGAUAUAUCAUCUUUGAAAUGCUGUCUGCUUUUUCAUACUGGCUGCACGCUUGCAGUUGCAUUUGCUCGCUUGUUUUUCCCGUCUGUGCCGCGAAGAAGCCUAUGACACAAGAUGCUAGCUUCAGCCCAGAUAUUGUCCUACGAGUUAGUGUCGAUACUAUCCAGCUCAAUUGUCAGCCUCGCCUCUCAACGCUGAUCAAUGGUACAUAUCCGGCACCUCCGAUAUAUCUCGAGCCGGAGCGAACAACAUGGAUUCGUGUGUAUAACGACGCAGACGUCAAUACGACAAUGCACUGGCAUGGCCUUACGCUUUCUGCGGCGCCUUAUGCUGACGGCGCCCCGCAGGCUUCACAGUGGCCAAUUCCUCCUGGAUGUUUUUAUGACUACGAGCUCCAUCCUGGUGCAAGUGAAGCUGGAACAUCCUUCUACCAUUCGCACGUGGGCUUCCAAGCCAUGACGGCUACCGGGGCCUUGAUUGUAAAGGAUGCCGUACCUCCGCCAUAUGGGUACGAUGAAGAGAUCAUUUUGAAGAUUGGAGACUUUUAUCCCGAGGACGAUCUCACAAUAGAAUCACAGUUGACGGGCGUUCCUUGGAGGUGGACGGGAGAUCCCACAUCGUUGCUGAUCAACGGACAGAGUGGAACGGCCCCUAACUCUGCUGACCCUGCAGAGUCGGAUCAGUCAUGUCAGCCUUGGGUCAUGAAUGUCGAGGCGGGCAAGACAUAUCGAGUACGCCUCAUUGGCAGUACCGCAUUGUCUCUGGUGCUGUUUGGCAUUGAACAUCACGACAAUCUGACUAUUAUCGAAACGGACAACUCGUACGUCUACCCCUUGCAGACACCGUACAUGCAGGUCGACACAGGUCAAAGAUUCAGUUUCCUGUUGCAAGCGAAAUCGCCAAGUGAGUUGCAGUGCUUGGACGGGCAGACAAAAUUCUGGAUCCAGUUCGAGACUCGAGAAGGCCAAAGUACGGUUUCUGGAUGGGCCAUUCUCAAUUACACCGACGUGGGGCUUUCAAAAUCGCAUGGACGGGUGUAUAGCGAGGCACAGAGCUGCUGUUAUCCGACCUCGAACUCCUCAUGUCCAGAUUCCCUUCCCACGGGACCGAUCCUUGAUCUCCCCACCAAUGUAACAAAUUGGCUCGAGUAUGCUUUUCAGAAUCCUCCCUUGGCUGGCUACGAAACCCCUCCCAGCGCAACAGAAGUAACUCGCCGCAUUAUUAUUUCGACCUCGCAGUUCCUCAGAAACACCUCCGGCAACACAGUGAUGAUAUCGAACAAUGAAUACUGGAGUGACAGUGCUCCCCUGGGACCAACGACAGAUACACCGUACCUCGUUGAAAUCCUUCAAAAUGCGAGCAUCAAUGGUGUCACCCCAGACUACGGCCGUGCAAUCGACAAUGGAGGCUUUGAUCCUCUCUCACAGACCUAUCCCGCCCAAAUCGGCGAGGUCAUUGAGAUUGUGUGGCAGAAUGCUGCUUCGUACCCAGCGGGGAUCUACGGUCCGCAUCCUAUGCAUGCUCACGGCGGGCGGUAUUGGGACCUGGGUUCGGGCCCGGGGGAAUACUCGCCUGAAGCACACGCGGCGCUGCUGGAAUCUUACGCCACCGACGAUGUCCCUUACCCUGGUUCGCGGCGUGACACGACCAUGUUAUACAAGUACACGUUGCAGUCUCUCGAGCCUGGAGAAGUGAAUGGCUGGCGAGUCUGGCGAAUCCGUGUCACCGAGAGGAACGUCGGAGUUUGGAUGAUGCACUGCCAUAUCCUGCAGCAUAUCGUCAUGGGGCAGCAGACGGUGUGGAUCUUCGGGACUCCAGAGGAAAUCGCCGAGAAUGCGAUGCCUAUAGAGGGUAAUUUGGCUGGGUAUUUUAGCUAUGGCGGGGAUGUCGUGGGCAAGGCUGGACAGGAAGAGGAGGGUAGCUGGGCUAUGCAGUUCUUUAGGGAUGGGAUGAACUCUUAGAACGAGGUUGCUAGGGGGGUCACUCUAAUAGAC